AUGAAAGUACAAUUUCUUGUGUGUGAUAAUACAGUCAUGUCAGGCUUAAACUUCAGAAUUGCAAUUGUGAUGAUUGUAGUUUGCAGGAUAUACACAGGUGUCAAUGAAUCCGUUAUCGUAAGUCCAUCAGAGGUCACUGUUCCAGAGGGGUCAUCACUGACAUUAACCUGCACGUAUACUGGAAAUGAUCAGCUGUAUGGAAUAACAUGGACAAAUAAUGGUAACGAUUCAGGACGAAAAUACGAUAUUACAAUUGAACUCUCCAAGCCAUGUACACUAUUUGGAAAACCUGGUCUCAACGAAACUCUCUUCACCUACACCUGUUUUACAUUAACUGUUUUAAAUGUGACACGGAACAACCAAAGAGACAAUUUUACAUGUGCAGCAGUUGCUGGUGCGGGGACCAGAAGAAGUGACAAUAGUGUUAUCGUCUACGUGUCAGUGCCAAUGUCAACGAUAGUUCUGGCUUCACCGACAGAGGCAAUUGUCACAUUAGCCGCAGGUGCAUCGAAGACAUUUACCUGUCGUACAUCAGGAGGACUUCCUAAACCAACAGUGGAAUGGUAUAAGACGUCUAGUAAUAACUGCGCCAGGAAUAGCCUCAGGAUAACAACUAACAUAUCGAUAUCCCCCUCUGAAAACAAUGGUCUGAUUCAAGUUGAAAGUUCAUUAGAUUUCACAGUAUCAAGUACGGACGAUUAUAUGAGAAUUUGUUGUGCAGCAAGUAAUACUGGCUCGCAGUGGAAACUGUCAGGAACGAAACUUCUAAACAUAAGAUAUCAUCCGGGUUUGCCGACAUUGCAUUUAGACAGUACUUUAGGACCAGUUAUCGACGGUCCGUUAAAUAUUGUGGUUCAGCAACCGUUCACUCUUGCAUGCAACGCUUCGUCUAAACCUGCGGCCAACUACACUUGGACGGGAGGAGUGAACGUUGCCCAAGGUCAGCUCCUACAUGACACGUUAAUUUCCAAGAUUAACACCAUAAGGACGUGUAUUGCAAAGAAUACAAUAAAUUACACAGCAGAAACAGCCACUACAGGGUCAUCUUCAGCUACUGUCACUAUACAUAUAAAUUAUCCUCCUGAAGAUGUAAGCAUCAGGCACGAGUCAGAAUCCGGAAUUAACAUUCAAUCCGAGUUCAGAGUAAUCAAAGGAGAUGCGGUCAAACUAUACUGUAGUGUACAGAGUCAGCCGCCGUCGUCAUAUACAUGGUCAGGAGAAGGCAUACACUCGCUUGGUAGUAAUCUUGUAUACAGCAAUACGCUUCAGUCAAAGACUGGGACGCUAUCGUGUUUCGCAGGAAAUAGUAUGAUGCAUGGAAACCAAGCAGUGAAUGGAUCCGCUUCGAAAAACAUUUCUUUAAAUGUUCUUUAUCCUCCAAAGCUUCAGACUUUACCCCGGAUAAAUGCUAUAGAAGGAAAUACAAUUUUGAUCCAGUGUCGGCAUACGGCGGGAAACCCGAUGAAAACAAUGUCAACGAUCACCAGAACAGUUGACGACGUCAGUUGGAUUGGAGACUCUCAUACAAUACAGAUAAUCAACCGAACAGACGCUGGUAUUUACAGAUGUACAGUCGAGAACUCGAUGGAUCCUACUGGAGCAGCAAUACGGACAGGGAUAGACGCAGCUGACUUUGAGAUUAGCGUUUGGUUCAAUACAUCAAUUUCAAGAUUCGGCGUCAGCACCUUUCCAAACCAAAACAUCGUUACCAUAAGUGAGUCAGAGCGACUUAUUAUCGAAUGUGAGGUUUUAAGCAACCCUCAUUCUACGAUCAGAUUGAAGCAAAACCACAUGGCUGCAAUUAUUUUGGAAAAAGAACAUGUUCACGAAUUAGAGUUCGUAAUUCAAAAUACUUCAUGCUUUGAUUCUGCUGUCUACACAUGUUCCGCCUUCAACAACUACACAGACAUUACUAGAACGCCGUCUAAAGAGUUGCAGUUGUUUGUUCGAUGCUCACCCAGACCUUCGAACCAUCAUAGUCACUUAAAACGAAAUUUCACUGGAUUUAUACAUGGAAAUAUAACGUUUGUCUUGAUGGUUGUUGCAUAUCCUCUUCCAGUGUUUGAAUGGCAAAUGUGGAAUGGAACGUUUUAUGAUAAAGUUGAGGGAGAUAAUUAUGUUGUAUUUUCCUCAUAUCUUUUCACAUCAUUAACUAUUUUGGACAUGCAAGGGGCAAAUUUUGCCUCAUAUAUGUUCGAGUUUCGAACGGGAUUAAUCCACAGUUGCAAGAACUAUUUUACCUCAACCCUCAAGACGAAAUUACGAGUGUUCGAUCAAAAGAUCCUUACCGAAGACGAAAGAUGCCCAACCAGGAUCAUGCGUCCAUAUUUCUGACAACAUGGGAUUCAAUACUGCCGUGUCACACGAGGUGAGGUCAGCGGCACCAGGCGCAUCUGUUUACGAAGCUACAGAUGCUGCAAAGGAUGGAAGAUCAUGUUUACAACAACACGAUGCUAUACGACUCGGUGCAGGCUGUGUUUUAAUACAUCCAUUGCUUAUAUUGAGCCACAUGCAAACGUGCCCACCAUAGAUUUAUUAUCAUGCAAAUGACUACAGUAUGUUGAAGCAGUUCAAGAUUAUUAGCAUGUGCACAUUGAAAAGACCAUCCCUAUGAUAUGUUUUAUUACCUACUCUCGUUAGUUAAAUAAUAUAGGCACGCGCUCUUACAUACUUUAUUCUGAGUAUACUGAUCACAUCGGGAUUGAAUUAAGAGUAACUUGGAGUAUUAGAUAUUAAAGGGUUGAUCCCCUACGCACUCGGGCUCUAAACCAUUUUACGGGUCUUUGCAGAUGGUAAAGACCGAAAAAAGGGUAUACUAUCGCUAUAAUUGCAUUAAAUACAAAUGACCAGUUACUUUUGUGGUUUAAAACCUGUUAAAAGUCAGUCAUGAAAAUGCAAAAACAAUUAGUUCAAAAUAACCUCCUUUACAGGUUACGCGAUUAGCGGUGUUUUUGAAAAAGUUUUACAAUACGUUCGAUCAGGGCCGAUAAUUAUUGUUUUCUCAUGUGUGCUUGUUUUCUAAUUAAAUCCGAAUCCAGUUUUCUUAAUAAGUCGAAUCCGGAAUACCUUUUCUCGUCAUCAUCGAACAUUAGCUGCAAUCCUGCGUACCAAAGAUGCGACCAAUUCCAACCAAUCAAUAUGAAGCUUCUCAAAACAAACAAAAAUGCGAAAAUAAUUUUGAGAGCUCGAAUGUUUGGUUUUACAAACUCAUUUCAUGGGCAAAUUCUACAAGUGUAUAUUUACCAGGCGCCCAUAUCAACAUAAAAUGUUUUAAACAUUUAUGAAUUCGUUGACGUAUACUGUAUAUUUUUGUCCAUUUCAUAUUAUUUACAUAUUUGAACCUUAUGUUUUGUAAUCACAUCAUGCCCAAUGUUUAACAUUUGAUAAUUCGUCACUGUACUCUAUAUACUUAU
This is a messenger RNA of Mya arenaria, 3413 nucleotides long. Its product is annotated as hemicentin-1-like. Gene Ontology annotation, molecular function: cell adhesion molecule binding. Lineage: Eukaryota; Metazoa; Mollusca; Bivalvia; Myida; Myidae. The transcript is spliced from 13 exons. Gene Ontology annotation, biological process: cell-cell adhesion. Gene Ontology annotation, cellular component: cell-cell junction. The record is from RefSeq and is a predicted model, not a curated record. Bases 1 to 2334 code for a protein of 777 amino acids.